Molecule: messenger RNA, 384 nt
Organism: Colletotrichum tamarilloi
Lineage: Eukaryota; Fungi; Ascomycota; Sordariomycetes; Glomerellales; Glomerellaceae
Exons: 3
Coding region: 1-384 (127 amino acids)
Source: RefSeq, a predicted model, not a curated record
AUGAGCCUGUGGAUGGGAUGGGACGAGAUGCUCAAGAGUAUCCGGAGCCUACUGAUACUGUACGGAUGGAUACACAGCGCAGCGCAACGCAACGCAACGCCCCCUCGCCGGUCCUGUUCCGUUUGUGGUACGAGGAUGCACAAGCCGAGCACUUCACACACCCAGCGAUCCAUCAUACAGCGACGCAGGCAAGCCAGGUCAAGCCUACAUAGUACUCCAUACAGAGAUGUGCUGUAUUAUCCGACCCCUGUUGGACUGCUCUGGAACAGUUUAUAUCUGACGGUGCCUGAGGCGUUUGAGACGGUUUCUUGCCCUCAAGGACAUCACAAUGUCGGUAUUUGCAAGAGGCGACCUGUUCGCGACGAAAGGGGAGAGUCUCUGUAG